CGGACAACUACAGCAGCAGUAGCAGUAGCGAUGGCUACAAGUGAUGGACGCGAUUAUUUUAAGAGAGCACGUCUCUUCUGGAUGGUCACCCUGUCAGUGGCGCUGAUAUAUUUCGCUUGCACAGUGUUUGCACCAGAUGUAGUCCCAUUUGAGCUUCUUGGUCCAUUUGGCACCUUCUCCAAAAACCUUGCGUAUAACCAUCAUGAUCUACUGUACAAAGGGUGGUGGUUGACCUGUGCUAUUCAUAUUUGUGAGGCCCUGGUUGCACUGAAGUUGUGCAGCAACAAAGGCAUCAAGGACAAGACCACUCAGUGCCUGUGGUUUAUCCAGACCUUUCUGUUCGGCUUCGCCUCCCUCCGCCUGCUAAUUAAGUAUGACCCAGAGCGUUCCAAGCAGGACUGACCUUACCAGGAGAAGCCUACAGAACAACACAUCUGAGUCUAGAGACCCCUUCUUGGGGCCUCAACUUCUUCCACUGUUCACUUUGAUUAUAAGAUCCUGCUGGAGAGCAUGAAAUGGAGCAAUACUCUUGAGCCAUUUCUUUAAUUGUGUUUCUUUUAAUAUAAUUCUGAAGACAUAUCUUUGAUAGAAACGCUAGAAAUUUUCUUACAUAGUUUACAAGAUCUUUAAUUCCUGUAAUAGAUCUGUUUCAUUCCAUAUUUUCUAGAGCUGAGGGAGUACGGU
Messenger RNA from Pelmatolapia mariae (spotted tilapia), 684 nucleotides. Its product is annotated as transmembrane protein 254-like. The record is from RefSeq and is a predicted model, not a curated record. The transcript has a single exon. Lineage: Eukaryota; Metazoa; Chordata; Actinopteri; Cichliformes; Cichlidae. Bases 31 to 402 code for a protein of 123 amino acids.